GUUUAUCUAGUCAUCUUUCAACGGAUGGAAAUACGCCCUUGGAAUGAUUGAACUCACGCCCUUCAAUUGACAAGAUGCAACCUCGUCAUACCUCAAACCCAAAGAUAAGAGUUCUGGAAGGUUACCCAUCCACUAUGACUCGAUAGAGUUGAACAAUUCGAGCUUAUCAGAGGUCGAGGACUGAAAGCUGAAAAAGACGAUGUGGGGUUGAUGGCAAUGCAUGCCCCUGUCCCUGCUAUAGGUAAGACGGAGUGACGGGGUAACCCUCCACCGGAAGGAUCCGCUGAUGACAGACGAUCCGGUUCGGUUUCCCGGUUGGCAAGGGUCUGAUGAACGGUCCGAUGGAGUCAUGGCACUCACAUGUGCACAUGUUUGUGGGGUUCCGUGAGUCAAGAUCAUUGACGUCUCAUACCUAACAAGCUUUCAUAUUUCAAGGAGUGUUUCCCUACUCACUCAUCGCAAAUAUCAUCACCCAUUCUCUUGGUCUCUCGACACCCAGCAAUCAACAAGUCACAAUGGUCGCCACCACCGUCGAGCUGCCUCUGCAGCAAAAGGCCGACGCCGCCCAAACUGUUACUGGCCCCCUCCCAUUCGGCAAUUCCCUCCUCAAGGAAUUCGUCCUCGACCCUGCCUACCGGAACCUCAACCAUGGCUCCUUCGGCACCAUCCCCUCCGCCAUCCAACAAAAACUCCGCAGUUACCAAACCGCCGCCGAAGCCCGCCCCUGCCCCUUCCUCCGCUACCAAACCCCCGUACUCCUCGACGAAUCCCGCGCCGCCGUCGCCAACCUCCUCAAAGUCCCCGUCGAAACCGUCGUCUUCGUCGCCAACGCCACUAUGGGCGUCAACACUGUCCUGCGCAACAUCGUCUGGUCCGCCGACGGCAAGGACGAGAUCCUCUACUUCGACACCAUCUACGGCGCCUGCGGCAAGACCAUCGACUACGUCAUCGAAGACAAGCGAGGGAUCGUUUCUUCUCGCUGUAUCCCAUUGAUCUACCCCGCCGAAGACGACGAUGUCGUCGCUGCCUUCCGGGACGCCAUCAAGAAGAGCCGCGAAGAAGGCAAGCGACCCCGUCUGGCUGUUAUCGACGUCGUCUCCUCCAUGCCUGGCGUACGGUUCCCGUUCGAGGACAUCGUCAAGAUCUGCAAAGAAGAAGAGAUCAUCUCGUGCGUGGACGGCGCCCAAGGCAUCGGCAUGGUGGACCUCAAGAUCACCGAGACCGACCCGGAUUUUUUGAUUAGUAACUGCCACAAGUGGCUGUUUACUCCGCGCGGAUGUGCCGUGUUCUACGUGCCUGUGCGUAACCAGCACUUGAUCCGCUCGACGCUGCCUACUAGCCAUGGGUUCGUGCCGCAGGUCGGGAAUAGGUUCAACCCGCUGGUGCCGGCGGGGAACAAGUCAGCGUUUGUUAGCAACUUUGAGUUUGUGGGCACGGUGGAUAACUCGCCGUUCUUUUGUGUUAAGGACGCGAUCAAGUGGCGCGAGGAGGUGCUCGGUGGGGAGGAGAGGAUCAUGGAGUACAUGACUAAAUUGGCGAGGGAAGGUGGACAGAAAGUGGCGGAGAUUCUGGGGACGAGGGUGUUGGAGAAUAGCACGGGAACGCUGAUCAGGUGCGCCAUGGUCAAUAUUGCGUUGCCGUUCGUUGUGGGAGAGGAUCCCAAGGCGCCGGUCAAGUUGACGGAGAAGGAGGAGAAGGAUGUUGAAGGGUUGUAUGAGAUUCCCCAUGAGGAGGCAAACAUGGCGUUCAAGUGGAUGUACAACGUGCUGCAGGACGAGUUUAACACGUUUGUACCCAUGACCUUCCACAGGAGGAGGUUCUGGGCCAGAUUGAGCGCGCAGGUGUAUUUGGAGAUGAGCGAUUUCGAGUGGGCGGGGAAGACGUUGAAGGAGUUGUGUGAGAGGGUGGCUAAGGGGGAGUACAAGGAGAGCGCCUGAUUUUGGAUUUGGAUAUGAUGACGAUAAGUUCAAUCUACCUUGAUACCCUGCCUUGUUCCUUCAUUCGAUGAUGCUUCUGUUUACACAGGUCUAGUUCGGCAAAAUCUUCUCAUCCGGGCCACAAUGUCCAGCGAUCUUCGGUGUGCCCUUCCCAACGCCCAUCUCCCUCAAGCUCCUGACCGUAUCAGCCACGCUUUCCUCCAAACUCCUACACUCGAGCUCCAGCACCUCCUUACUCCUCGCAUUGUCGAACUUCCAGUGAUUCUCCGGGAAGUCAUCAAACUUGACACAAUCUUGACACAUUUCCACUUCUUCCCCCUUGUUCUCAACCUCGCUGCCUUGUUGGUGUUGGUGUUGCUUCGCUCUACACAACCCAUGAACAACCCCUGCAAUUUUCGCAUUGCUAAAGAACCCCCCAACAACAUAAAACCGCUUCCCUCCCGCCUCGGGCCUCGUCAUCGCCCUCACAUGCGCAACGGCUACAUCGCGCACAUCCACAAACGUGAAUACCGGCGCCGUCCGCGGAAUUACCUGGCACCACUUACCCGUCAAGCAAUCAGCAAUCCUCUCAUUCGACGUAUUAACCUUCAAUUCCCCGGCAUUCUUGACGUCCAGACUCCUUGGCAGCGGCCCAAACGUAUACGUGUUAUUAAUCGUCGCCAAGUCCCAACUGAGCUCGUUCUCUUCCAUAAACUCCCACGCCGCUUGCUCGGCGAACUUCUUGCUAGCUCUGUAUGUCGUGUCGCCGGGCGCGUUGGGGUCCGCGGCCUGGUCCCAGUUCAGUGUCUCAUCGUCGGGCCAAGAGGAUUCAU
Neurospora crassa OR74A is the source of this 2749-nucleotide messenger RNA. Its product is annotated as aminotransferase. The transcript is spliced from 2 exons. Bases 516 to 1937 code for a protein of 473 amino acids. Lineage: Eukaryota; Fungi; Ascomycota; Sordariomycetes; Sordariales; Sordariaceae. The record is from RefSeq and is a predicted model, not a curated record.